AAAUGGCUUAUUUUGGAAAUAAUCCAUAGCGUGGAGAAUUAUAAGAGCUUUAUGCAGAUUUAAAUGAUUUAAAUUUUGAAAAGAAGAAAGAAGUAAAUAUUAUUGUAAAUAUUAUAGGCUGUAAAGAAAGUGAUUGCUUAUAUGACAGUGGGUAAAGAUGUAUCAGAGUUAUUUCAAUCAGUAAUAAAGUGUUUAGAAUUUAAUGACAUAGAAAUGAAAAAGCUAGUAAGAUUGUAUGAUUAUUCUAUAGAUUUAUUUAUACAUUGUUAAUUAUUCAAGAUAAAAGCCUGAUGAUGCCAUAAUGGUGAUAUAAAAUUUUCGAAAAGAUGUGAGAAAAUCAGAAAAUCCUUUAGUAAGAGCACUUGCAAUAAGAACAUUUGGAUGUUUGAGAGUACCAAAACUUAAUGAAUAUUUAAUUGAGCCUUUAAAAGAUUGCAUAUAAGAUGAUGAUCCAUAUGUACGUAAAACUGCUGUUUUAUGUGUUCCAAAAGUAUACAUAAACUUGAUCAAAAUAGGUAUUUGAAGUGUCACCAGAUAUAUGUCCUGCAUUAUUGGAAUAAUUGUAAAAAUUGUUAGAGAAAGAAUCAAAUGCUUUAGUUUUGGCUAAUUUGAUUUAAUCAAUGAGAGAAAUUGAAGUUGUUAGUGGUAAACAACUUAUAAAUUUGAAUCAAAAGAUCAUUUAAAAAUUAUUAUUAGCUGUUGAUGAAUGUAUAGAAUGGGGCUAAAUAUUUAUUUUGGAUUAUUUAGCUACUCAUAAUCCUUAAGAUUCUAAAUAAGCUGAAAUAAUAAUUGAAAGAACACUUCCAAGACUUAGUCAUAUUAAUCCAACAGUUACUUUCUGUGCUGUCAAAGUAAUACUCAAAUAUUUGGAUUUUCUUGAUAAUGGAGAACUAGUUAAAAAUUUAUGUAAGAAAGUAGCACCUUCUUUAAUUUCUUUAUUAUCUUGGAAUCAACCUGAAGUUUAAUAUACUAUUUUAAGAAACAUUUCUUUAAUUUUAUAAAAGUUUCCAAUCUUAUUUGAAAAUGAAGUUAAAGUCUUCUUUUGUUCAUUUAAUGAACCCUAUUAUAUUAAAUAUGAAAAAUUAGAUAUUAUGGUUAGAAUUUGUGAUUCUAAAAACUUUGGACAAGUUCUUAAUGAACUUCUUAUUUAUUUAAAUGAGGCUGAUCCUCAUUUUGUAAGAAAGACUAUUAAAUCAAUUGGAAAAAUUGCAAUUACUUAUGACAAAGCAUUAGAAAAGUAAUAUAAUUAUUCAAAAUAAUAGAGCUGUAUCUAUUUUAGUAGAAUUUGCUAAAAAUGUUUAAUAACCAACAGAACCUGUUUAAGAAUUACUAAUGUAGAUGCAACUUAUUUAUAAAAAGAGUAAAUAAAUGUAUAAAUAUGAUGAGAGCUUAAAAAUAAUAUAUUCUAUAGUUGAUUAUGCUAAUGAACCAGAAUCAAAAGUACUUUAUUUAUUAUUUAUAAAAUAGAGUGCAUGUGCCUGGAUUUUAGGAGAAUUCGGAGAAUACAUUCCAAAAUCAGUUGAAAAAAUGAAAGAAUAUAUAGAUAAUUUUUAAAUGGAAGAUAGAUUAGUUUAACUUUAAUUACUCACCUCAGCAGUUUAAUUAUAUCUUAAAUAUCCAUCAUAAUGUGCUACUAUUAUAUAAUAAUUGAUUACUUCUGCUAAAGAUUCAUUCAAUCCAGAUGUUAGAGAUAGAACUUACAUAUAUUGGAGAUUAUUAUCAACAGAUCCUGAAGUUGUUAAGAAUUUAGUAUGUUUUAAUAGUGGAGUUGUAUCAAACUUUUCAAAGGAUCUACGUUUAUGGGAAACAUAAGAUUUAGUUUUAGCUUUGGAAAAUAUGGGUAGUAUAAGCAAUCUAUUUCAUAAACUACCACAUCAACUUUAUAAGAACAUUAAAAUUAAAAUUAAGUAAUUUUGUUAUUCUAAUUCUCAAGCAAUUAACAUGAUGUCAAAAUUUAUAAAGGAGAAGAAAAACCAGAUACUUAACCUUAACCUUAAGCUUAAAAUUAAUAAGAUGGAAGUAACCAAAAUAACAAAAAAGAUUAAUAAUAACAGUAAGAUAUUGAUCUUUUAAGUUUUGAUGAACCUCCUUCUAAUAUUAAUAUUAAUAAUAAUAAUAAUAAUAAGACAGAUGUAUUUGAGCUUAUUUGA
Messenger RNA from Paramecium sonneborni, 2150 nucleotides. The record is from the annotation of a GenBank genome assembly. Lineage: Eukaryota; Ciliophora; Oligohymenophorea; Peniculida; Parameciidae.